AUGCAGUCUCCGAGCAGUGAUGUUGUUAAAGUAGCCAUCCAAUCCAACAACAACGCGAUUUUAUUUAAGUUGGCCCAAGAUCAACCUUUGGAAAUAGUGAUCCAAGAAGUUUGUGAACAGAGUCAAGUGACUUUUGAGAAAAACAAGUUUGCCCUUCAACUCUUGUCUCAAGUAAGUGACAAUGACUCGUUUACUUACAUAACCGAGUUUAAUCGCUACAUGAUCAAGAACGGACACGAGCUUAAGAGGGUGGUAAAGAGUGAUUCAUUCUUGCCCGAUGUAGUUCCUUACCUGAAAUCAAACACUUUUGAGAAAACAGUAAAGAAAGAACUUGACGCAAACUUUUUCCCCUUGAAGACUGCAAACAGCAACGUUUCCUUAACAAAAGCAGAUUAUCAAGAUGAAGACAAUUACAGUUUAACGCCUUCUAUGUCCAGCAGUGUGUUGUACGCUUCCGAUGAUGACGAAGAAGUUGAUGACACAGUUUUUGUGCCUGAGGUUCUUCGAAUUGGAUAUAUUCCGGAGAGGGACGAAACUGCUUACUGUCCACUCGUUUUUCUAACUGCAUCUCCUUUCUUGGAGGAGCUCUUUUCAAAAACUGUUAACCUCAUGCAUAAAACCAAAAGGGAAAUGAAGGCGAAAAACGCAUCUGAUUUGGAAAAGGUAUUUCAAGUUCUUCAAAGGCAACUCUUGAAAGCGCUGGAGACCCAACCUGUCACCUUCGAUCAGUUAGAUUCUGUUUUGUCAACGCUGUCUUAUUGGGCAGUGAGGAAUCAGUGGCAAGAAGAGCAGGUUGAGAAAGAACGCAACACUCUAGCAAACUCUCCCGCAGUGAGGCAGCUGAAGGCAUCACUGGUGGGCGAGACUAAGGAAAUCAUCAAGAAACAAAGGUUACAGUUUGUAAAGACUGGGUCAGAGUUUCCAGUAUGGAAUGCUCAGAGAAAUCAGAGAGUGAGAAACAAGACAUGGUUUGCGUCCCUCACUACAAACGAGAAGGCCAUCCAGUAUUACGAGGUCGAAGGAGAAGUUAAUCAGCUGAUGAUGGAAGAUGUUAAAUCUAUCGUAACAGGCAGAAGAUGUCCCCACAUCAAACUAUCAAAAUCAAGAGUAACAAGUGGAGAACUAGCGUUUUCACUCAUAACCGAAGAAUCUUCUCUAGAUUUUAUAGCUCCAACUCAAGAAGUCUACGACCAUUGGACUGAUGCUAUUAACAGUUUGUUAGGGAAUGAAAUGAAGAGUAUUGGCAUGAAGAGAGACUUAAACUGUUUGAUAGAUAUGGAACUUCGGCUGCGUUUGUUGAACCUGGAUGGUAUUGACAUACCGGACGAAGCUCCCCCCAUCCCCCUCGACCCUCCCAGCUACGACUUUUGCAAUCCAUGAUUUAUACAUUCUAAAACAGUCAUCGAUUAUAAGAGUUGUGCUUCAUUUUGUCAAACAAAGUUUAAAACAUUUCUUAUAAAAA
Messenger RNA from Macrosteles quadrilineatus (aster leafhopper), 1462 nucleotides. Its product is annotated as engulfment and cell motility protein 1-like. Lineage: Eukaryota; Metazoa; Arthropoda; Insecta; Hemiptera; Cicadellidae. The transcript has 7 exons. The coding region runs from base 1 to 1380 and encodes 459 amino acids. The record is from RefSeq and is a predicted model, not a curated record.